UGGGGUGGGAGUGAAGUGAUGUUUUGCUGAGUGGAAGCGUACGCGUACGAUGUGGACGACAACACUUAAUAAAAAAUACGGCGUUGUUAUAUACAACUGGCGUGGUGAUACGAGGUACGGCUUGCCACUGGAAAUCGGCGAAACAGUACAGAUACUAGAAGAAUGUGGCGGUUGGUACAGAGGAUUCUCGCAGAAAAACAGAUCGAUAAAGGGCAUCUUUCCCUCCAGUUACAUACACCUGAAGCCCUGCAAAGUAGAAAAUGACGGGCUCUUCGAGUCAGUGAUACCACUGGAGGAUCCGGUCGUCAGAGAAGUAACGUUGGUUCUACGAGAAUGGGGAAAUAUUUGGAAGCAACUGUUUGUGAUGCGGGAGGUGUACCGUUUUUCAACUGUACGGAAAGUGAUGUGCGAACUGCUGGACUGGCGAAGGCAGUUAUUAACUGGCACUCUUACCCAGGACCAGAUGCGCGAGCUCAAGCUUCGUAUUACCACAAAAAUAGACUGGGGAAACAGAUUUACAAAUGCUGCUGAAUUUUAUUGA
Schistocerca piceifrons (Central American locust) is the source of this 541-nucleotide messenger RNA. Its product is annotated as dedicator of cytokinesis protein 3-like. The record is from RefSeq and is a predicted model, not a curated record. The transcript is spliced from 7 exons. Gene Ontology annotation, molecular function: guanyl-nucleotide exchange factor activity; small GTPase binding. Gene Ontology annotation, cellular component: cytoplasm; plasma membrane. NCBI's taxonomy places the organism in Eukaryota, Metazoa, Arthropoda, Insecta, Orthoptera, Acrididae. Bases 50 to 541 code for a protein of 163 amino acids. Gene Ontology annotation, biological process: small GTPase-mediated signal transduction.